UGCUGCCGCCGCAGUCCAGGCGCGCCGGCGGAGCCUUUGAAAGGCGGCGGGAGGCGGGAGGCGGCCGGCGGGAUGGCGAGCCUGGGUCGCCUGCUGUGCGUGCAGGGUCUACUCUUCUUCUGGGCGGCGAGUCUUGGGCUGUGCAGACCUCACGGCUCCGCCGACAAGAAGCCCAUCAUUGGAAUAUUAAUGCAAAAAUGCCGUAGUAAGGACAUGAAAAGCCUUGGAAAAUACUAUAUUGCUGCAUCCUAUGUAAAAUAUUUGGAGUCUGCAGGUGCAAGAGUUGUACCAAUAAGGCUUGAUCUUAAGCAGAAAGAAUAUGAGAAGCUUUUCAAAUCUAUUAAUGGAGUCCUUUUCCCUGGAGGAAGUGUUAACAUUGUGCGCUCAGACUAUGCCCAUGUGGCCAAGAUCUUUUACAAGUUGGCUAUACAGAGUUUUGAUGAUGGAGGCUAUUUUCCUGUGUGGGGCACAUGCCUUGGAUUUGAAGAGCUUUCCUAUCUGGUUAGUGGAGAGUGCUUAUUAACGCUCACAGAUACUAUUUCACGUAAAUUGCCACUGAACUUCACUGAAGGUGCAUUACAGAGUAGAAUGUUCCAGAAUUUUCCUGCUGAACUGCUGUUGUCAUUAGCAAUAGAACCUCUGACUGCAAAUUUCCACAAGUGGAGUCUCUCCAUUAAGAAUUUUACAAGCAAUGAAAAAUUAAAGAAGUUUUUCAACGUGUUGACUACCAAUACAGAUGGCAAGACUGAGUUUAUUUCAACACUGGAAGGCUAUAAGUAUCCAAUAUAUGGUGUUCAGUGGCAUCCUGAGAAAGCACCUUAUGAAUGGGCAAAAUUAAAAGGCAUUUCCCAUGCACCCAAUGCUGUGAAGGUUGCAUUUUAUUUAGCAGAGUUCUUUGUUUCUGAAGCUCAGAAAAACCAUCAUCGUUUUGAUUCUCCAUCUGAAGAGAAGGAAGCACUGAUUUAUCACUAUCGUCCAAUUUAUACUGGAAGUAUUUCUUCAUUUCAGCAGUGUUACGUGUUUGAUUGAAAGUCUUUGACAUGUUAACAGAUCAACUUUAAAUAAUGCCUUGACUAAACUCUUAAAAUAACUUGCUUCUUUAGCCAAUGUUAGAAAACCAUAGAAAGUCCUUUUCUGCAAUAUAACUGCCUCUGAUUCUUCAUUCAGUUUAUAAAUAUUUAUAUAAUAUUUGAUAAUUAAACAGGGAGACAGAUAAGUAAUCAAUGUUUUUCAUGAAAAAUCCUUGUAUCUGAAGAUUAAAAAAAUUAUUGAAAAAAUAUAUUUUUUCUAAUUGAUUCUAGAGAUACUGAAGAUGUUUAUGGUUUACUUAUAAUUUACUGUGAUGACUCUCCUUUGUGUCUCAGUACUUGUGUGUUAUGUGUGUGUGUGUAGAUAAGAGUAAAUAUAGAUGCUAUCUUUUCUGUUUUAGUCUGCAAUUAAAAUACACAUUUUCUGAA
Molecule: messenger RNA, 1457 nt
Organism: Lepus europaeus (European hare)
Lineage: Eukaryota; Metazoa; Chordata; Mammalia; Lagomorpha; Leporidae
Gene: GGH
Product: gamma-glutamyl hydrolase
Exons: 9
Coding region: 73-1029 (318 amino acids)
Biological process (GO): tetrahydrofolylpolyglutamate metabolic process
Cellular component (GO): vacuole
Molecular function (GO): gamma-glutamyl-peptidase activity
Source: RefSeq, a predicted model, not a curated record